Molecule: messenger RNA, 1250 nt
Organism: Raphanus sativus (radish)
Lineage: Eukaryota; Viridiplantae; Streptophyta; Magnoliopsida; Brassicales; Brassicaceae
Exons: 6
Coding region: 58-1092 (344 amino acids)
Source: RefSeq, a predicted model, not a curated record
CCCUUUUCUGUUCACUCCUCAUAGCAUCGUUGUCAUCAUUUUAAUACUCUUGCAAAAAUGACUUCACCAGCUGUCUUCGCCGCCGUCUCUGCCGUCGCCCCCGUCUCCGUCGUCCCCGCCGUCUCUGAAGACGCCGCCGUCUCCGCCGUCUCCGCCGCCGCCGCCGUCCCAUACACCACUUUCGGCUCACUCCGACUUGGCAGGACCGCCCAGUCUUUGGUCGGUAGACUCAUCCGGUUCUGGGAUGCUAAGGAUAUCGAUAAGAACGGGGAACUAUUGGGAAUAACCUUUCUACUACUUGAUGAGAAGGACUCGGUGAUACACGGUUUCAUCCCCGCUAACCGGGUCAGCCAUUACCGGUCAUCACUGGUGCCCGGUUCAAUUGUCAGAUUGGAGUGCUUUGAGGUUGCAAGGGUGUCCCAUAUGUAUAAGGUCACCGAACAUCAGUUCGUGAUUCGAUUCCUUCCUUCAACACGAAUGGUCGGAGUCCAAGUGGUUGGUCCUGUGAUCAAAACCAACAGAUUCAUGGUGAGGCGUAUUGGCCAUCUGCAAGUUCUUGCCAAUACUAACUUGGAGCUUCCAGAUGUUGUAGGAGAGAUCCGAUCGGUGCAGGGUUCCGAUCUGGAGAACAACGCAGACACGAGCAGGAUUCUUGUCCGUCUCCUGAUCGAACCGGCUGUGACCGUUUAUGUGUCCUUACGGGAUGAUGCUGCAUCAAGCUUCAGGGGUUUUUUGAAGGUUGCGGAUAGGUCCCAGUCUGUUAUGUUGGUGACCUCGGUUAGUCCUAAGCUGUUUGGAGGGAACCUGUACUUGAAUUCCACCCAAGGAACUAGGUUCUUUUUUGACACCGGCCUCCCUGAGAUAGCAGAGUUUGUGAGCAGUAUCGGAGCUACAGCAGCUCAGGGAUACACCUAUGUGACUCAGGAGCACCUUGAGAGCUUCCCUCCCCACGUUGAGGAAAACGUCGGACUUGCAGCUUCAUCUUCUGGGCCUGCUAUGUUGGGAAACAAGAUGGAUGAGGAGUGUGCUUCAGACACCCCUCCAGGGGAGUCAGAUGCUCAGAAGAAGCGCAAGAGUGGUGGCAGUGAGUAAUUGGGAAACCUUUUCCCGUUUAGCCCGUCAAAACCUUUAUCUAUGUUUUUAAGAGAACUUCUACUAGCUUUGUCAAACCCUCUAUCUAUGCUUUCGUUUUGCCAUUUCGUAUGCAAGGAUUUUUUAUUUCUGAUUUUAAUUAUUAAUGAAUCCUUGAC